AAUAAUCGCUUUGUGCAAAUAAUACAAGAUGGUGAAUCAAUAUCUCAUGCAACAAAUGAACAUCCAGUAGCACUGCUUGCAGAACACACAAAAAAACUCUUGCAAAGAGAUAAUACUAUUUACAUGCCUAUCUUAUCUCAAAGGCAUUGAAAUGCUGCUGCUGUUUCUGCAUCCAUACUUCACAAGCUUUAUGGCAACAAAUUGAUUUUGAGAGCAAAACGAAUUAGGUUAGCAGCGGCACAUUCAACCUGAUUCGAACUGGAAUCAUUCAGAACCAGAUUUUAUGGGUAAACAGGGGCCAUGUUUCCAUUGUAGCGUCAAGCAAACCAUUCUUUGGAGAAAUGGGCCACCUGAAAAACCAGUGCUCUGCAAUGCAUGUGGAUCAAGAUGGCGGGUUAGGAGGACACUAGAUGGCUAUAUUCCCAGACAUGGAUACAUAGAAAAAGAGAGCUAUCAGCGACCUUCUGACAUGAAGCCGGCUCGUGACGAAAGAAAGCUAGAAGUUGGAGUAGAGGUUUCUGGACAGGAUGGCUCUUCAGCUUGUCUUGAAGAAGAAAUGAAUAACAUAUCAAGCCUAGGUUCAGCAGGGUCAUCCUCAGACAACUGCAUGCAGAUGGAAGAAACAAAUGCAUACAAAGAUCCUCUCUGGAAUCCUGACAGUGUCCCCAGAAGAAAGAGAUCAGAGCGUAGAAAACACAUUUUGUCACCUGUUGAAAGACUCCAGAGGCAACUUCAUAACAUUCUACAGGAGCCAGACUUUGAAAAUAUCUCUGCCGAUGAUGAAAAUAUUCUAAUUUAUGCAAGCAACAAAUACAUUCCUCCCAAUGAGAUUGGUCUUGGAGCUAUGCUGCUUGUAUCACCACCUACUGCU
Messenger RNA from Solanum verrucosum, 871 nucleotides. RefSeq names its product GATA transcription factor 26-like. The annotation marks the transcript as partial. The transcript is spliced from 4 exons. Gene Ontology annotation, molecular function: sequence-specific DNA binding; zinc ion binding. Gene Ontology annotation, biological process: regulation of DNA-templated transcription. NCBI's taxonomy places the organism in Eukaryota, Viridiplantae, Streptophyta, Magnoliopsida, Solanales, Solanaceae. The record is from RefSeq and is a predicted model, not a curated record.